AUGAAUCGACCGUUGCCGCUCAGGGCUCCGAUGGGGGCCCGUGGUGCAUGGGUUGCGGUCGCCCUCUGCCACGAUUCUGGUGGCGCCAAGUGGAACGAGACGCGGCUAAUGGCUCGGAACGCUAGGAAGUGCGCCGCGCUUAUCGCUGGUGUCCCCGUCCCUCACCGCCUCCGCCCUCGACUGACGAAGGGCGCAGGACGCGAACCGGAACGCCGCACCGCUUUUCAUAUUGCACAUUCAAGUGCUGCGCUCGGUGGGCGCCAGAUAACGAGUCGGUUACAGUUAGGCGUGCGCAGUAGGAGGGGGCCCGCAUGGUGGAGGUGUGUGUAUGGCGUGACGGAUGGGGGCCCACGUGCGCCCACGCCCGCACGCGACGGACACGCCGGCCGGCGCCCGGCGCGGCCACGGGUCGUGGGGGACGUAGGAAGAGCGCGCACAAACCGCCCGAACCUAUUUGCACUCGCUAACGUCCCGCCGCGGGACCCCCGAGGCCUAUACAAACAACUCAUUGGGAACACU
Molecule: messenger RNA, 519 nt
Organism: Iphiclides podalirius (scarce swallowtail)
Lineage: Eukaryota; Metazoa; Arthropoda; Insecta; Lepidoptera; Papilionidae
Source: the annotation of a GenBank genome assembly